This is a messenger RNA of Rhinolophus ferrumequinum (greater horseshoe bat), 6081 nucleotides long. RefSeq names its product regulator of G protein signaling 6 (gene RGS6). NCBI's taxonomy places the organism in Eukaryota, Metazoa, Chordata, Mammalia, Chiroptera, Rhinolophidae. Gene Ontology annotation, molecular function: GTPase activator activity. The transcript has 20 exons. The record is from RefSeq and is a predicted model, not a curated record. Gene Ontology annotation, biological process: intracellular signal transduction; G protein-coupled receptor signaling pathway; regulation of G protein-coupled receptor signaling pathway. The coding region runs from base 509 to 2227 and encodes 572 amino acids.
CAGCCCCUGCGCUCUGCCCUCCUCCGUGGAGAGCGCUCCUGCUGGACGCGGCGUUUCCGCAGCGGCGGGAGUGGACGGGCACGGAGUCGGCGGACCCAUCUCCAUAGACCCCGCCGGCCGGGGCGGGGAGAGGCGGGCGAGGCACGAGCGCCCGGCAGCGCGGAGAGCGGGGCGGGCGCCGAGCGCGCUGGAGAUGCCGAGCGCCCCGCGCCCUGGCACCAUGGUACCCGCCGCGCCUCCUCGCCGGCCCCGGGCUUCGCUCUCGGCUCGCUGAGUCCCCACGCUCCCCGCCGCGGAAACUCGAGAGGACCAGGCGAGAGCUUGGACAGCAGCUCGGAGACUGACCCAGACGUCCCCGCCGCCCCCAAGAGGCUGCCGGUCCCCGUUCCCCGGGCUUCUCUAGCUUUACCAUGAACCUGGAGCAAGCUUGGCUUUAGGACAAAUUCCGAAGCCGGAGAGGGAGUCAAGACUAUUCUUUGGUUGCUAAGUGUGAGUGAAGACAUCCAGGAUGGCACAGGGAUCCGGGGAUCAAAGAGCAGUGGGGAUUGCUGACCCAGAGGAGAGUUCUCCGAAUAUGAUAGUCUACCGCAAAAUUGCCUGUAGCUGUGAUAGAGACCUGAUGGCCCACAAAACAGCCAAAAGUCUUCAUUAUCUGAUUGAAGACAUUAUUACAAAGAUGCAAGAUGACAAGACAGGAGGUGUGCCCAUCAGAACAGUCAAGAGCUUUCUCUCCAAAAUCCCAAGUGUUGUCACAGGUACUGACAUUGUGCAGUGGCUUAUGAAGAACCUUUCCAUCGAGGACCCAGGUGAAGCAAUACACUUGGGAAGCCUUAUAGCUGCCCAGGGCUACAUCUUUCCCAUCUCGGACCAUGUUCUCAGCAUGAAGGAUGAUGGCACCUUUUAUCGUUUCCAGGCUCCGUACUUCUGGCCUUCGAACUGCUGGGAACCUGAAAACACCGACUAUGCCAUCUAUCUCUGUAAGAGGACAAUGCAGAAUAAAGCGAGGCUGGAAUUGGCAGACUAUGAAGCAGAAAACUUAGCAAGACUCCAGAGGGCCUUUGCAAGGAAGUGGGAAUUCAUCUUUCUGCAAGCAGAAGCACAAGUAAAGAUUGAUCGGAAAAAGGACAAGACAGAAAGAAAAAUUUUGGAUAGUCAAGAACGGGCCUUUUGGGAUGUCCACAGGCCAGUGCCAGGCUGUGUGAAUACCACAGAAAUGGAUAUCAGAAAAUGUCGACGUCUGAAGAACCCGCAAAAGGUUAAAAAGUCAGUGUAUGGCGUGACGGAAGAGUCCCAGUCGCAAAGUCCUGUGCACAUACCCAGUCAGCCUGUCAGAAAAACUACAAAAGAGGACAUCCGGAAACAGAUAACAUUUUUAAAUGCACAGAUUGACAGACAUUGUUUAAAAAUGUCGAAAGUGGCUGAAAGCUUAAUUGCUUACACGGAACAGUACGUGGAAUAUGAUCCUUUGAUAAUGCCAGCUGAGCCAUCCAAUCCCUGGAUCAGUGACGAUAUCGCCUUAUGGGACACAGAGAUGAGCAAAGAGCCCAGCCAACAGCGAGUAAAGAGAUGGGGCUUCUCUUUCGACGAGAUGUUGAAGGACCCAAUGGGGAGAGACCAGUUUCUACGAUUCCUGGAGUCUGAAUUCAGUUCAGAAAACCUCAGGUUCUGGUUGGCUGUCCAAGAUCUCAAGAAACAACCCCUACAGGAUGUGGCCAAGAGGGUGGAAGAAAUCUGGCAAGAGUUUCUGGCUCCUGGGGCCCCAAGUGCAAUCAACCUGGAUUCUCACAGCUAUGAGAUAACCAGUCAAAACGUCAAAGAUGGAGGGAGAUACACAUUCGAGGACGCCCAGGAGCACAUCUACAAGUUGAUGAAGAGUGACAGCUAUGCCCGCUUCCUCCGGUCAAAUGCUUACCAGGACUUGCUCCUGGCCAAGAAGAAGCCAGAAAGUGAGCAAGGUCGUAGAACUUCCUUAGAAAAGUUCACUCGCAGUGUGUGCUGCUGGCGCAGAGUCAGAAUGGCCGCUGCAUUUCACCCCCGAGGUGGCUUCCUUCCAGCAGUGGGGAAAGUCGCUGGCGGGCAAGCGCCUCACGGGCCUGAUGCAGUCCUCUUGACGGUCCCCACCGCAGGGCCUGACCCCGAGGACCACGUGGGCAGGAGGCGGCGCUCCACAUCCUCAGACAGAGUUUCCUUACGGGGAGAGUUGGUCACUGUGAAAGAGAAAGAGUGAGGGCAAUUAAGGGCAAUGGUGGGGAGACUCGGUGGGUGAAAGGGGAGACCUGAAAGAAAGAGUACACAGAGCCUGGGGUCGGCCCGGUAGAGGCCCCUGUUUACAACCCUCUCUUCCUUGUACAGCUGUGUGCCAACACCCCAUUCUCUAAGAGGUCCUUAUCCCUAACUCGCUAGGGGCGAACAUCUUGUGGGGUGUUGUGACUAUCACUUGAGAUAAUAUUCUUACGAUCGUCACUGCUCCCGCUGUCUGGGGGAUCCUGCUGUCCAGCCAACACAGAGGACCAGCUGGCCCCGAGCACAUCCAGCGUUACACCCCAUCUCCUGCUGUCUUGCUGGUGCACCCACAACACCCACCAUAGUUAUAGCCACGUGUGCCCACCACCUCCUGCCUACCCCCACCUCUGUGGCCACCCACCUCACACAACAUGUCCCAAUCACUUGUCAGCACUGAGCAACCUCGGGGAUGGCUGCACCUCAAGUUCUUCCAACCCCCUCAGAGGCCAACUUCUGAAGAGGUCUCGUAGGCGUGGUGGCUGCCCUCUGGUCCUGUCAAGUGUCUCAAGGGUCCAACACCAGAGGAAGCACCAGUGUAGAUGACAGAGCUUGUGGUUCAACAGUGAUACAGAUUCUGACCAUCUCUUUAAAAAUUUCUGAUUUUGUAAUUUAUUCUGUUUUUGCCCACUUUCCUUGGUUCGUUCCCUCACAUUUUACUCAAAACAAACAUGGCCAUGAACUCAGGGGCCAUUGGGAUCCUCCCCUCCAGCAGCCCCAGGUGGAAGCUGGGAGGGUUUCCAGCUGGGAGGGAGUUGCUGGGUCACGUGGCUGGCAGCCCCCACAUUGUGGCAUCCCGAGGGGGCCUGGUGGGGCUCCUGCUGGGCCUGGUCUCAGUGCUUUGUGCAGCUGGAGGGGAAUCUGCUACGGAAGGACCAGGCCAGGGCCAAAUGGUUCUCUGACAGCCCAGCAAAGGCCCGCCACUAAACAAUGUCGGUCAUCAAGGGGAAAAGACAGAAAGCAACACCUGCAAACCCCUGCAAAAGACCCACUUGUAUUCCCUUCAUGUGUGUGUCAAAAUGCUCAUCUGCCAAUUUGGCUGUGAGGUAAUGUAUGUAAAGCACCGAGUCAGGUGCCUGACGCAUAGUAGGUACUUAGUAAAUGGUAGCUCUUACUCUCAUCAUUGUUGUUAUCACGUGACUCCCAUGGGCCCUCAGACAGAGUGGUAUUAAGCAACAUGUUUUUGAAUUUAGACACUCACUUCCCCACCUGCUAUGACUGUCUUCCUUUGAUCUAUUUUUGGCCAUAGGUGAACAAUCUCCGUUUGGAGUGUAUAAACAGCAAGCAUAGAAGCAAAAAAAGCGAUCACUGGUAUUUCUUUACUCCUGUAGGCAAAUUCCCCACUGGUGACCAAAGGCACAUAAGCUUUCGCAGACCCUACCUCCUGGGUGCUCCCAUGACCACCUUUCCAGCCCCCACCCCUAUGCCUUGUCAUAUGCCUGAUUCCACCGGGCCCUGUCCCCAGGGCACCAGACUUCCAUCACAGUGGGGCCACUGUGGGCAUUAGGAGUCUUGGUUAGGACUGUACCCACAUGGGUUCUUGACCACCAUGCCUCAGUUUCCCCCUCUGGGAGUAGUUGCUCUCUCUUCAGUGGAAAUUAGAUGACAUAUGUUGAGUCCUCAGAAUGUCUCCAGAGGUGGCACUAUAGACCCAGAUUCUCAUCAGGCAUUCCAUAGCACCUCAGCGCAGAGCCUGGCACUUGGCAGGUAGGAGAUACUGACUGAAAUGAAGCCCUAUCCCAUAUUCUGGGUCUUUUGACCUGACCUCUCCUUCUUCUACCCUUUUUUGAAUCCCCUUGCUCUUCACACAGACCUCUGUUUCAGAACCAAAUUGCAAUUCAAGUUCCUCUGCACCCAACAUUGCCCAAGGGAAGCUCCUCCCUCCCAGGCUACACUGACACCAAGCACAGAGUAUGUGGACAAAGGCAGCUCCAGAUGAGCAGGUACCUCUGCCCUCAGUUAUCAGGGCGAGGCCUGGAUGCUCCCUGCUCUUCCCCAUGGCUGCAGACAGGGCAGGCUGGACUUCCCCAGUAUCCCUGGCUACUGAUCCUGACUGAUGCUUGCCUGAGACUUGGUCUACCCCGGACAUCCCCAGAGGGCCUGCCCAGAGCCAGGUAGACUGUUGCCUUGAGAUGGAAUGGGCUUCCAGACACCUCUGGGGACAUCCAGAGGAGAGGGCUGGCCAGCAGGCUCAGUAGAGUAAGGGUGCUUCAGAUGGAUUUAAACACAGAGCAAUAACCACCUCAUCCCACCUCCCAGCCAGGCACGCUCAGUCUUGUGACCACCACGCCGUGAUCCCCAGUAGAUCACGCCCAACAGCAGGGUUGUUCUGCCCAACAGGGCCCCUCCAAGGGCAGUCUACUGUGCAGACCUUAGAAUGAAAGGAUGCUUGGAAAAUCUGGUCAUUGGCUUGGUCCACACAGCAAAAAGUUCAGACCAGAUUAGACUUUUGAAGGCAGUUCGGUACCAAAGCAAGUUCCCCUGCUUCUAGAAGCUUCCUUAGCUCCCCUGACUGGGCAUCAUCUCUGGGCCCAAAACCCUUUCCAAUGAGGGUUCACAGUGCAAAUGUCAUGUCAGCAGACCCACAGCCAAGACAUCAGAACAGCCUGAGAAGUGACCACACACCCAUCAGGACAGACACACAGCCACCAAACACUGGCCAUCUGACUGAAAUAACCUUUGUCUACAUGGGAAGAGUAAAAAUGUAUAGGUUGGCACACAUAAAUGCCCAGCAGCAGUCAGAGGGCCUGGCCCACGUAGCAGGAACUCUCUGGGUUGGGCAGAGGGCUCCGACCCUUCCAGAAAGUGAUGCUUUGAUCUCUGGGGAAGGUGUUGCUGUACCCAGGGAACACAGCACGGCCCAGCCCACCAGUGCAGUCAGCUGGCCCUGCUAUAGGCCCACCACUGCCGAGGGGUCAGAUACAGGCCAGCACCCAGGAGGGAACUCUCACAACUCUGAGUUGCUUCUUGGACCAGUGAACGCUUGGGGACAUGCUCCAGGGGCUUUUCCCCUGGCAGGAUUGCUGAUGUAUGCAAACUACCUCACUGACAGGACCCUGAACCAGGAGACUGCCACCCGUCUAGCCCCUUGGCUGAUUGUGGAAGUUGAUGUUUUUCCUAAAUGCACCCCUCCCAUUGCGCUCCAAAUGCAUGGACAUCAAAAGCUACCACUAGGAAGCCUUUCCAGAAGUGAGAAAGGAUUGAGGGCUGUUGGUGUUUGGACCUUGCAAAAUGUAUUGGAAGGAGGUAUUCCAGCAAGGUCCAAGAGCUGGAAAGCCUUAGGGGUGGGGCCAAUAAUGUGCCACAAGCCUCCAAUGGGACUAGUCAAGUUGGAUAUGUAGCGAGGACCAUGUGUGGCACAGUCCAGCAGUGGCCAAAUGAAUCCCUGAUAACUCACCAUGGGACUCUCUGAAGAGAGGCCUGUGCUCAUGUAACCAUGGCAACAGCAGACGCCAGCAGCCUACUCAUUAGUACCACCCAGUGAUAGGCAUUCCCUGGGCACAACCCAGGGGCCAUAAAGUAGCAAAGUAGCAAAUGUAGCAAUAAGAGGCCCAGUACCAUAAAGGGACAGGGUCCAAAUGACCCAGCCUUGGCCCUCGCCCAAACCCAAUGAGGGCUCAGCGCUAGCUGCUGUCAGCUGUCCGGGGAGGGCGGCCCAGCUCCAUGCCCAGGGCUCCUGGUCUGUACUCUAUGCCCACUCUCUGCAUGAUCAUGGACACGUCGGAAUGGCCUUCUCAUAGUGCAUGUGGUCCUCAUUAGUUUAUUUUUCUGGAAUUCGGGGAUUGGACCCCAGAACCAAAC